Candidozyma pseudohaemuli is the source of this 1392-nucleotide messenger RNA. Its product is annotated as DNA primase subunit. Lineage: Eukaryota; Fungi; Ascomycota; Pichiomycetes; Serinales; Metschnikowiaceae. The transcript has a single exon. Gene Ontology annotation, cellular component: alpha DNA polymerase:primase complex. The record is from RefSeq and is a predicted model, not a curated record. The coding region runs from base 1 to 1392 and encodes 463 amino acids. Gene Ontology annotation, biological process: DNA replication, synthesis of primer.
AUGACUGAAGAACCCAAGUUGGCGUCGUUCACGCCAGACGAGCUUCAAAAGCUGUCGAAACCUUCGUCGGCUGAUAUGCUGUUCUACUAUGAGCGUAUCCUUCCUUUUCGUCAUAUUUUCCAGUGGUUGAACCACCUGCCAAAGCCAUCCAAGGAUUUCACCAUGCGUGAGUUCGCUUACGAGUACCGUUCUGGUGCCUACCAAAGAUACAACUCCUUCAACUCUCCAGAAGAGUUCAAGAAGCUGGUUGUGACGGCCAACCCUACAAGAUUCGAGGUCGGUGCUGUCUACGCUGUGAACCCAAAGGAAAGAAAGAACUUGCUCAAGAGCGCCAUGAAACCACUCUCGAAGGAACUUGUUUUUGAUAUCGAUUUAACUGAUUACGAUGAGAUCCGUACCUGCUGCUCUGGAACAGCCAUUUGCACAAAGUGCUGGAAGUUCAUCAAGGUGGCUUCCCAGGUACUCACACACUCCUUGAAGGAAGAUUUCGGGUUCGAUCACUUUGUGUGGGUCUUUUCCGGUAGAAGAGGUGCCCAUUGCUGGGUCAGUGACGCAAAAGCGCGUACAUUGGAUGAGUCUGCAAGAAAGUCGAUCGUUGAAUACUUGGAUGUCUUGGGAGGAAGGUCCUCGAAAAUGGGCAAGACAUCGUUGUCGUUGAAAAAGCCAUUCCAUCCACACGUUGAGCGUUCGUUCGACAUUCUCAAGACAUUCUUCCAAGAGAUUGUUUUGGAGGAUCAAAACCCAUGGGAAACGUCAGCUUCUUCGGAUGAAAAAGCAUGGGGCAAGGUUGAUGAACUCUUGAGCUUUAUCCCUGACCAGGCACUCCGAGCCGCUCUCAAGUCAAAAUGGAAGGAGUCAUCGAGCUACUCCAGCUCAAAGGCCAAAUGGGACGACAUUAAUACUGUCGCUCAGAAGAUUCUCAAGCACCAGUCACAAGUUUCUCAGUUGAACGAUGCAAAGAAGGAAAUCAUUAUUUAUUUCAUGUAUCCAAGAUUGGAUAUUGAGGUGUCGAAGCAAUUGAUCCAUUUGUUGAAGUCGCCAUUCUGUAUCCACCCAGGAACUGGUAACAUUUGUGUUCCCUUCGACCCUACGAAAAACUUGAGCGCAAACUCGGAAGAUGACCAUUACGGAUUCAACCCAAUGACCGCACCAAACUUGUCCCAACUUCAAGAUGAAAUAGACACAUGGGAGGCUAAGAGGGUGAAUAGAGACUCAAGCCAACCAUUGCUGGAUUCCGAAGACCAGAACGCUGCAUCAACAAGAGUUCCAGAUUACGAGAAGACAAGCUUGAAACCAUACGUUCAAUACUUCUCCAGUUUCGUCAAUGGUCUUCUUAAGGAGGAGUUGAAGAGCUCGAAGAGAGAAAGAGAGGAGGACCCUCUAGAGUUUUAG